AUGGAAAAGAACGAUGGAGGCGAAUCUCCCAAGGAUUCAAGCCCACCAAAUCCGUCACCCGCUCCAGAAGCAUCUCCACCACCACCUCCUCCUGCAUCCGACGCACCGCCUCCUGGGAACUCCACCACUUCUCCACCUCCUCCACCACCUUCACAACCAAACUCCCCUGCUCCAACCUCUUCACAAUCACCACCCCCACUCCCACCCAAACAAGGCUCUCCCUCGUCCUCGCCUCCCCCGCCACCACCACAGCGGAGCGGAACACCAUCAGGGAACACUACAUCACCUCCCAGCGGGUCCAAUCCAGUUGCUCCUGCGGCCCCUGGGAGAUCAACACACCCAUCUCGCGGUGCCCCUGCAGCACAAAACUCCCCACCUUCUUCAGGCUCCUCUGGUAGUGACUCCUCACCAUCUUCUGACUCCGGACCAAUUAUUGCUGGAGUAGUUGUGGCAGGAGCUGUGGCUGUUGCUUUUCUCUUGGUUUGGCUAAUGUGUUCCAAGAAAAAGAAGAAACAGCCAUACUAUAUGGAUCAUGGACGUCCCCCGAAAGGUCUGUCAGAUGCAUACUAUAAUGGCUCCAGUCUUUGGAACAACCCGAACCCAGAGCACGUUGUUAAGGUUCCACCACCACCAGGUGGGAUGGCAGGCCCCGGUGGUGGCUGGGCUGCUGCACCUCUAACACCCGACGGAAAUGCAAGCAGUGAAUAUAGCUCAAACUUUGGGCAUAAUCCUGCAAGUUUACCACCUCCAUCACCAGGUCUAGGUGGAUUUAACAAGAGCCAGUUCGGGUACGAGGAGCUAGCUGCGGCUACUGGUGGGUUUUCUCAAGCUAAUUUGCUGGGCCAAGGUGGAUUUGGGUAUGUACACAAAGGUGUUCUGACUGAUGGAAGGGAGGUCGCUGUUAAGAGCUUGAAGUCAGGUAGUGGGCAAGGCGAGAGAGAAUUUCAGGCUGAGGUCGAAAUCAUUAGCCGUGUCCAUCAUCGGCACCUUGUGUCACUUGUUGGAUACUGUAUUGCUGACGGACAAAGGAUGUUGGUUUAUGAAUUUGUUACAAACAAGACCUUGGAGUUCCAUCUUCAUGGAAAGGGUCAGCCGGUCAUGGAUUGGGCGGUUAGGCUUCGGAUUGCAUUAGGAUCAGCAAAAGGCCUGGCUUACCUCCACGAAGAUUGCUAUCCUAAAAUUAUCCACCGUGACAUCAAGGCAGCCAACAUUCUACUCGAUGACAAGUUUGAAGCUAUGGUGGCAGAUUUUGGAUUGGCAAAGCUCUCUUCUGAUAAUUAUACUCAUGUCUCAACUCGCGUCAUGGGGACUUUCGGGUAUCUGGCUCCUGAGUAUGCAUCGAGUGGAAAGCUAACAGAAAAAUCAGAUGUCUUCUCAUACGGGGUCAUGCUCUUAGAGCUCAUAACUGGGAAGAGACCUGUUGAUCCCACCAAUAAAUUCAUGGAAGAUAGUUUGGUGGACUGGGCUCGACCACUACUUUCUAAGGCACUUGAAGAUGGUGACUAUAGUGAGAUAGUUGAUCCACGUUUAGAAGGAAACUAUGUCGCCCAUGAGAUGGCUAGAAUGAUAGCCGCCGCUGCUGCAUGUAUUCGUCAUUCUGCUAGAAGACGCCCAAAAAUGAGCCAGAUUGUGCACGCCCUGGACGGAGAUUCGUCACUGGAGGACUUGAACAAUGGUCCAAAGCAAAAUCAAAAAGGUGGCCUUGGUUCACAAGGCGCGGUCGAGUCACAGACGUAUGACACUAAAAUGUACAAUGCUGACAUGAACAGGUUCAGGAAGAUGAUAAUGAAUACCCAGGAGUAUAACAGCAGCGAAUUCGGUGCAACUAGUGACUAUGGGCUGAAUCCGUCCGCUUCAAGCAGUGACUCCAGAGAGUCUGCUGCUGAGCACCAGAAGCCGAAACCAUCGACCGGCCUAACUGCUGAACACUAG
Coffea eugenioides is the source of this 1932-nucleotide messenger RNA. Its product is annotated as proline-rich receptor-like protein kinase PERK7. Gene Ontology annotation, biological process: protein phosphorylation. Lineage: Eukaryota; Viridiplantae; Streptophyta; Magnoliopsida; Gentianales; Rubiaceae. Gene Ontology annotation, molecular function: protein kinase activity; ATP binding. The transcript has 8 exons. Bases 1 to 1932 code for a protein of 643 amino acids. The record is from RefSeq and is a predicted model, not a curated record.